UUUUUAUUCUAUACUAGUGCUGCUGCAGGCGGUCUGUAGAUUCAUCGAGAUUCACUCGUUCGCAAAGAGGUUAAUUCGGUCGUCCAGUGUCCGGUGCCAUCGACCACCUUACCAUUGUUAAAUGUAACAGUGAUCGUAAUUUUAUUCGAAUAUCGCCAGAUUAAUCACUGAAAAAUGAGUUACCACCGGGGAGGUGGUAACAAGCCAAAGGGCUUUGGCUUCGCUGGAUUUCAGAUGGCUGGAACCAAGAGAAGCGGCGUCAACAUUCCGCCACCUCCGAACAACUCGACUCUCAGCAAACAGGGCUAUCAUACAAUGAAUUCUAUAACCGAGAACGCUCUAUCUGCAAACUGGGGGAUACCUAAAAAGCGAAGCAAAACUGAGGAAGAAUAUUUUGAGGAUGAUGACGAUGCGCCGACUUCCUCAUUGGAAUAUAUCCCUGCGCCUGGUUCUCCGACCUACGAACUUAUGAAGAAAGACAAUCGAAAACAGGAAAGUGACAGUGACGAGGAUCCACUCGACGCGUUUAUGGCUGGAAUCGACGCUGAAGUUAAAAAGAAUACAUUCGAAGCUGAGCUGGCUGAAGAGAUGAGAAUGGAAGACAAAUCCAAGGGAAUCAGAACUGAUAUCGAUGAUGAAGACGACGAGGAGAGUUACUACAAAUAUAUGGAAGAAAACCCUACAGCAGGGCUUCAGCAAGAUGACUCGGAUCAGGAGAUUGAGUAUGACGAAGAUGGGAACCCAAUACCACCACCAAAAAAGAAGGACAUUGAUCCCUUGCCUCCGAUUGAUCACAGUGAAAUAAACUACGAACCAUUUGAAAAGAAUUUCUAUAACGUACACGAGGAGAUUGCAAAUUUAAACAAGCAGCAAGUCGAGGACUUACGGCAGACCUUGGGAAUCAAAGUGACCGGUCCUUCUGCGCCCAAUCCAGUCACCAGCUUUGCACAUUUCGGAUUCGACGAUGCUUUGAUAAAGUCGAUUAGAAAAAACGAGUACACUCAGCCGACUCCCAUUCAGGCACAAGCGAUACCUGCUGCUCUGAGUGGCCGGGAUUUGAUAGGAAUUGCUAAAACUGGUAGUGGAAAAACAGCGGCGUUUAUUUGGCCGAUGUUGGUGCACAUUAUGGAUCAGCAAGAACUAAAGCCAGGCGAUGGGCCAAUCGGUCUGAUAUUAGCGCCAACCAGAGAAUUAUCACAGCAGAUAUACCAAGAGGCUAAGAAGUUUGGCAAGGUAUAUAACAUACAAGUAUGCUGUUGCUACGGAGGUGGCAGUAAAUGGGAGCAAAGCAAAGCCUUGGAAGGAGGUGCGGAAAUAGUCGUUGCUACUCCUGGUCGAAUGAUCGAUUUGGUCAAGAUGAAGGCUACCAAUUUGGCUAGAGUCUCAUUUCUCGUGCUUGACGAAGCUGACAGAAUGUUUGACAUGGGUUUUGAACCACAGGUAAGGUCGAUUUGCAACCAUGUCAGACCAGACAGACAAACGCUACUGUUCAGUGCGACUUUUAAGAAGAGGGUUGAAAAACUGGCACGUGACGUGCUCACGGAUCCUAUAAGGAUUGUCCAAGGAGAUGUAGGAGAAGCUAACACAGACGUGACGCAACACGUUGUCAUGUUCAACAGUAAUCCUGCUGCCAAAUGGUCUUGGCUACUGCAUAACAUUGUUGAAUUUCUCAGCGCUGGUAGUUUACUCAUAUUUGUAACUAAAAAGCUAAACGCUGAGGAGGUCUCGAACAAUCUAAAAUUGAAGGAAUUCGAUGUUCUCCUGUUGCACGGUGAUAUGGACCAGAUCGAACGAAACAAAGUUAUCACUGCUUUCAAGAAACAAGAAAUAAGUAUACUUGUCGCUACCGAUGUUGCAGCUCGCGGCUUGGAUAUCCCUCACAUAAAAACGGUACUGAAUUACGAUGUGGCGCGCGACAUAGACACGCACACACACAGGAUAGGAAGGACAGGUCGAGCAGGAGAAAAGGGAACAGCGUUCACUCUGGUCACUGACAAAGAUAAAGAAUUCGCUGGUCAUUUAGUGAGAAAUUUAGAGGGAGCGAAUCAAGAUGUACCGAAAGGUCUGCUCGAUCUGGCCUUGCAAAGUGCCUGGUUCCGAAAAUCGAGAUUUAAAGGUGGAAAAGGCAAAAGCUUGAACGUCGGUGGUGCAGGACUCGGGUUCAGAGGUCGAGUGUCCGAUGGGACAAACAGUGGACAGAGUGGCGGAUCCUCGAAUCCGGCAUCGAAAGACAUCAGCGAAGUAGUCAAAAAAUUGGAGAGACAUGGACCGGGAAGCGAUCGACUCUCGGCGAUGAAAGCUGCCUUCAAAAGCCAGUACAACACUCAGUUCCGUGCGUCUUCGGAUCACACGUGGGAGCAAACGAUUCAGCCAGCAUCCGUCGUGAUGCCCCCGCCUCCGCCAAUGCUACCCUCUUCUUCACCUCCUACGUCAGCCGCCGGUCUCAGCGAGCAGUCGGAGGGCCAGGAAUAUCAGAAUUCUAACUCUGCGGCAACGGGAGAAAGGCGGAGGGUCAGAAAGAGUCGAUGGGAGUGAGUCGGAUUAAAAUUGCUGCCAAGCCAUAUCAGUGAGCCCAAAUCUACGAUUAUUCUAUCAUCGCAAAUACACCGACUGCAAAGCCUGUUUUGUUUUAUAUUAUUAUAAUGAAAAUAAAUCCUCAUUUUACCAAUUCCGUGCGAGUCGUGUGCCAAUUUGAUCCUUAGGUUCCUGUUUAAUCAUAUUUAUUGAUAUACGAAAGAUAAAGUUGAUUCAACGAUCAUACAUCUUUUACAUUAGUUUGUCCUCUGCACGAGUUACAUAAUUUUCUAUUUCCAACAACGAUCAGAUUUAUAGGGAAGGGUUCACAGCAUCCAGUAAAUGGUCUUUUAGCUUGUUUCGCAUUCACCCAAAACUCCUAGCCAUGAUCAAUUUACACUCAAGAUACAAAUGCGAUCCGCUAUAAGAUGAUUUAGGGCUCCGCUGUGAUCCGCAAUAUUUAUGUAUUUUCCAGAGAAACAAUAGAAUUAGGCAAGAUGUACUUCUCAAUGGUCAAAUUUAUACUGCUUGUAUUGCAACAUAUAGUGCUAAUCGCAGAUUACUAGUUAUCUAGUACAUCAUAUUAUUUCCGAUACAAUAAUGAGUCGUUACUAGAUUUAUCUCUAUUUUUAAUAUAAAACUGCAA
This is a messenger RNA of Neodiprion virginianus, 3160 nucleotides long. RefSeq names its product ATP-dependent RNA helicase DDX42. Bases 175 to 2535 code for a protein of 786 amino acids. Gene Ontology annotation, molecular function: nucleic acid binding; ATP binding; RNA helicase activity. Lineage: Eukaryota; Metazoa; Arthropoda; Insecta; Hymenoptera; Diprionidae. The transcript has 10 exons. The record is from RefSeq and is a predicted model, not a curated record.